AGCUGUCAGCGGCCCCGGCCCCGCCCCGUGUCCCCCCAGCCAUGGCGGGGCUGCUGCAGGCACUCGUGGGGGUCUCGGAGAAGGCGGCGGAGCUGGCGCGGCUGUGCCGGCAGGAGGAGCCGCUGUUCCAGCUCCUGGUGGCCGAGAAGACGGGCCCCGACAGGAACAGGAGGUUCCUGCAGGACUUCAAGACCCUGGCGGACGUUCUCAUCCAGGAGGUCAUAAAGCACGACCUGGGCAAGGAGUUCCCAGAGCUCCAGGGCCACAUCCACGGGGAGGAGUCCAAUGAGUUCAGGGAUGUGCAUGGGGGCACGGUGGCCGUGCGUGUCUGUGGAACACGGGAGGACACGGUGGCCCUGCUGCUGUCGGUGCUGGGCCCCGAGCAGGCGGCGGCCGAGCUGCUGGCAGACGCCGUGCACCGGGACGUGGUGCUGGGGGAUGUGGCACUGGCGGGCGCUGAGCCCGGCGUGUCUCCCCGGGACCUGGCCGUGUGGAUAGACCCCAUUGACUCCACGAACGAGUACAUCAGGGGCCGCGAGGACGUGCCCCCUGUGGAUGGCAUCGCCCCCGCUGGGCUCUGCUCUGCCCUUGUGCUCGUUGGGGCCUUCGACCGCCUCUCUGGCUGCCCCGUCCUGGGCGUCAUCAAUGAGCCCUUCUUCCGACGGGACCCCCAGACCCGCAGGUGGCAGGGCAGGUACCACUGGGGUGUGGCCCAUGGGGACACCCGGCUGUGCUCGCUGAGCCCCCCCGACCCCCACCCCGUGCCCCGCGUGGUGCUGAGCCGGGCUGAGGGGGCGGCGGUGCGGGGGGCUCUGGGCCCCCUGUGCGGGGGUCACCUGCACUUUGCGGCAGGAGCGGGGUACAAGAUGCUGUGCGUGAUCCUGGGGCUGGCGGAUGCCUACGUGCUGUCCGAGGGCACCACCUUCGCCUGGGACGCCUGUGCCCCCCACGCCAUCCUGCGGGCCCUGGGCGGGGGGCUGGUGGCCCUGGAGGGGGCCCUACGGGCACGGCAGGAGGGGCGUGCCGGGGACCCCCCUGAGCUGGUCUAUAACCGCCCAGCAGAGGGGGUGGGGGGGGCCGAGCGCUGGGCAAACCGGGGGGGCCUCGUGGCUUAUCUGCACCCCCAGCACCUGGAUGCCGUGCUGGGGGCACUGGCCACUGUGCCCGGGCUGUGAGCCCGCAGCGGCCGAGACCCCCACGAGUGGGAAUGGGGGGGCUGGGACCCCGGGGUUGAGGGU
Empidonax traillii (willow flycatcher) is the source of this 1238-nucleotide messenger RNA. RefSeq names its product inositol polyphosphate-1-phosphatase (gene INPP1). Gene Ontology annotation, biological process: phosphatidylinositol phosphate biosynthetic process. Gene Ontology annotation, molecular function: inositol-1,4-bisphosphate 1-phosphatase activity. The transcript has 7 exons. The coding region runs from base 42 to 1175 and encodes 377 amino acids. The record is from RefSeq and is a predicted model, not a curated record. NCBI's taxonomy places the organism in Eukaryota, Metazoa, Chordata, Aves, Passeriformes, Tyrannidae.